Molecule: messenger RNA, 587 nt
Organism: Gigantopelta aegis
Lineage: Eukaryota; Metazoa; Mollusca; Gastropoda; Neomphalida; Peltospiridae
Exons: 6
Coding region: 101-430 (109 amino acids)
Source: RefSeq, a predicted model, not a curated record
CUUCGGUCAACUCGCUUCAAGCAAAGAUGAAGAAUAUUAUCCUGGCCUUAAUUGUUUUUCUGAAAUAAUUUAAUCUUCGGUCAACUCGCUUCAAGCAAAGAUGAAGAAUAUUAUCCUGGCCUUAAUUGUUUUUCUGAGCGUGGCUGCUACGGUACACGCCGAAUGUGACGUCAAACGUGCCGAGUUUUGCCGAAAUGAACUCAUGGUCGGGGCAUCGGCCGAUGAACAGAAUAACUUGAUGUUAUGCAUCUUACACCUCAAGUUCAAAUCUUGCAUUAGCCUCGCCGAUUGCAACAAUGAUGCUGUCUAUGGACAACUCAGAGUCGAAGUCGUGAACGAUAUUAACAUGUUGUGUAACAGCGACGGGGUCAUGAUGGUUGCUUCAAUCGCGACCAUGCUUCUCGCUGUCCUCGCUAUGUUCUUCAUGUAAAGAACUUUCAGAGCCCGGCAAUACUAAUGAAGUCACCUAUUCUUUGAGAUGACCAGCCGCGCCUGUUGACAGCUUUAAGAGAUUUGUUUUUCUACAAUAUUAAAGUCUUCUUCUUACUAAACUCUAUAUUUGUAUUCUUCUUAAAUAAAGAAAAUAA